AUGGCACAACUCUCUUCGACAGAUCAGCCUGUGCAGACGCCUAAAACAGAACCUGCGUCCCGCCAUGAUGCAGAUCGACCCCAACCCCCUUCUGCUUCGAAGUCUCCCGCCGCUCCUGCAGACAUUGACGACAAUCCGCGAAGCCCCAAGCGGCGACGGCUCUCCGCAGAUGAGGAGCAGCAGAUAAUCAAAACAGAGGUUGACACAUAUGGCGCCGUAGGACAGCCUGUAGCUGCAAAAGAUACCACAACCCGGGGGGGUCAAGAUGGAAACCUCGAGACAAACCCUCCUCAGCAACCACCUCUUUCCGCGGAUGGGGAUCAGCAAGUCGUCAAAACUGUGGUUAAGGUGGAAGGUUCUGAAGGACAGGCUGCGACUGUGAAAUCCGCGACUAUACCCGGAGGUCAGGAUGGAAAACUUGCGACACCACCUCCUCAGCAACAGUCUCCUGCGGCGAACACCCGCCUGGAUAAUCUGCCUAUCCUGGACAAGCAGUCUGCACAACUUUUGUCCUUCCUGUCUCGGUUGACACCGGCCGAAGCAAUGGGUUUGUCGAGCGCACCAAGUGCCCCAACCACCAAAGAGUACGCCGCCUUGCGCGCUUCGUUCGAUCGGACCAGAAGGUUCCUCAGUCCUGGAUGGCCCUUUCUGUCGCCACACGAACUGGGAUUGCGCGAUAGCAGUCAAAUCGAGAUCGUCCGCAGGGCCAACCAGGCAAUCUUCAUGUCCAGCAUUUUCACAGGGGAGAUAGGUCUUCGCGACAUGGACAGGAGUUUCCUCGCCGUGUUCGUGCCCGAAAACGGUAAAUUACUGAAGGCACAGGCUUCUAUGUACCUCGAAUUGAAGACCCAGGGCUUCAUUACCGCCUGGAGAACAGGCGCUGCUCCGCCCAACGUUGUUAUGGCCGACCUCUUCGGUCCCGACCUUGACAAAGCGCUGUUGGCGAGAAGGCCCGGCACAACCGGCUUGGCUCCUACUGAGCAGGAAUUCCUCAUCAGGCUUGCGUCCCGUCGUGACAUUCUGCAGAGCCAUGUCAGGACCAACACCCUGGAUCAGCUCCCCUUGAAGUAUAAGUGGGAAGAUUUUAGCCGAGAAGUGUCCUCAUAUCUCAUCAAGCAUAUCGAAAACUCCUCCAAUUCUGGUGAGGGUGCCUCGAACGAGGGCAACGACCCCACUAGGAGCCUCCAUCGAGAUCAGAUGGAAGGGCAAUUCUCCAUCCACGGUCCGCCGCUCCCUGUCUCGGCAACCGACUCCAUUCUUUCAUCAAAACCGCAGAUCAGGCAUGCGACUGAGCCGCCAGACGAGGGCGAUUUUGUGGCGCAGGCGGCGAGGGCUGCAGAGAUUGCGCUUCGAAGCACUCUGGGUUCGGCGUAUUCAGACAAGAUUCCGGAGGAGCCUGCAUCGAAGCCCCCGACGGUACAGCACGACACAUCUUCGACUCGUCCGCCUGCACCAGUUUCCGAACCUUCAGAGCCUGUCCCGGACACCACUCCAUCAAAGUCACCUGCAACCGAACAAAAGCCAACCGCCGAAGAGAUUCCUCACGCGUCCCAGACUGCUCCUACGUCAGUUCUGUAUGAGAGAGCCCGGUUGGCGGCCACAAGGGCCUCGCUUGCUCUCGAGAAGAAGUCGUUGGCGCCGAGUCAGAGGCGUCCGUGGACCACGGAAGAAGAGAAUGCUCUCAUGACGGGUCUGGAUCAAGUCAAAGGCCCUCACUGGAGUCAAAUUUUAGCCAUGUAUGGGCCUGGAGGCACGAUUAGUGAGGCGCUCAAAGAUCGAAACCAGGUACAGCUCAAGGACAAAGCGCGAAACCUGAAGCUGUUCUUUCUCAAAAGUGGCAUCGAGGUGCCAUAUUAUCUCAAAUAUGUGACUGGCGAUUUGAAAACGCGUGCUCCAACCCAAGCCCUCAGACAAGAAGCCAGGGAGCGCGACAGGCUACUGGCCGAAGAGGAUGAGGUUGUGUUAGAUGACUUGCCAGGUGAGGGCGACAGUGAGGAACGGCUUGGGGAAGACGUAUUUGACUCUACGUUCAAUCAGGAGUCACCUCUUACCAAUGGAACCGGUCAGGGCACUCCUGCAGACGACUCGAAGAAAUCCUUCGAGCCAAGCAUGGCAGAUGUCGAGGCCAUGAUAGCCAAGGCAACGGCACAGACGUCGCAGUCCAUCCGGUCGAACUAG
This is a messenger RNA of Cladophialophora psammophila CBS 110553, 2178 nucleotides long. RefSeq lists its product as uncharacterized. The record is from RefSeq and is a predicted model, not a curated record. Gene Ontology annotation, biological process: telomere maintenance via telomere lengthening. The coding region runs from base 1 to 2178 and encodes 725 amino acids. Lineage: Eukaryota; Fungi; Ascomycota; Eurotiomycetes; Chaetothyriales; Herpotrichiellaceae. The transcript has 2 exons. Gene Ontology annotation, molecular function: protein homodimerization activity; double-stranded telomeric DNA binding.